CCCGCCCCGGCUCCGUCACUCAGUUCAGCGCUGCAGAUCGCCGGCACACAGAGCCGCGCAGGUGAAAAUACAUAGUUGACAGCAAACUCGAUGGUGUGGACACGCCAAUGGAUAUCGACAGUUCCUCUCCUGCUGGCGGCAACUCUCGGCUCUGCCUUCAUUUACGAAGAUGAAAAAUCUCCACUGGAGUAUGUCAGCCGACUGCGAGACGCGGUGGACGUCUGGUUGGACGCCUACAACACCGGUCUGCAGAGGGUGCGACACAGCACCGCCUCACUCGCCUGGGACAUGAGCGUCAACACCACCCGACAGUCCAUGGAGAAACUGGCGCUCUACGGACAGGACCUGACGUUCGACGAGUCUCCGCCCGAGGCGCAGGAGAUCCGGCGGCUCAGUGAGCUGCUCACCCCGCUGCAGGCUCGUCAGAUCGGUCUGAUCAGCGACCGGCCGCGCUACCCGGAGAACAUGUACUUCUCGGCCCGCUCGCUGAUGGUCCGUCUGGAGCGGACCUUUUCCAGCGCCACAGUCUGCGACCAGGAGCACUGCUACCACGCCGAGCCCGACCUGCAGACUCUGAUGGAGACCUCCCGCGACCCGGACCGGCUGCUCUGGGCCUGGACGGGCUGGAGAAACGCCGUCGGACCGCCCAUGAGGGAAGUCUACCCGCAGCUGAUCGACGUACUCAACAGUGGAGCGAGACAUGCGGGGUUCCCGGACAUGGGCGCCGUGUGGCGGUACGAGCUGGAGAUGCCUAACAUCGAGCAGACCGCGGCCGGCCUGUACGAGGAGAUCAAGCCGCUGUACCAGCAGCUGCACGCGCUGGUGCGGGCCCAGCUUCGCAGCUACUACGGGCCGCAACUGGUGUCCGCCGACGGCCCCAUCCCGGCCCACCUGCUCGGCAAUCUGUGGUCGCAGAGCUGGCAGUCGCUGGAGGACAUUGUCAGCCCGCUCUCUGAAACUCAGCGACCGGACCUGAGUCGAAAACUCGCGCAAAAGUUCUCCGUCACCGACUUCGUCAAGCUGGCUGAAAAUUUCUACGUUUCACUGGGACUACCGCCGAUGACUGAGAAAUUCUGGCGAAACAGCAUCUUCCAGCGCCCCGAUGACAACCGCAACAUGACCUGCCACGCAUCGUCUGCUGAUUUCUUCACAGACGACGAUUUUAGAAUCCUGAUGUGUCUGGAGCGGAACGAGCGAGACUUUGGCGUCAUCCACCACGAGAUGGGCCACAUCCAGUACUUCAUGGCGUACCGACACCUGCCCACCAUACUACGGGACGGCGCCAAUUCUGCCUUUCACGAGGCAGUAGGGGACACGUUUUUCUACUCGAUAUUCGGGCCGGCGCACCUGCGGAGACUGGGGCUCAUCGACGACGAUGGCUUCUCACCAGAGCGGAGCCUGCAGCUGCUGCUGCAGCGGGCGCUGGCCAAAAUCCCUCUGAUCGGGUUCAGCCUGGCACUGGACAGGUGGCGCUGGCAGGUGUACGCCGGUAGGGUGGCGCCCGAGCGCUACAACGCCGCCUGGUGGCAGCUCCGCGAACAGCUGUCAGGGGUGCGCCACCCCGCCUGCACUGCCCAACAGAUGGAGGCCGGCUGCAACGCCGACGGCAUGGACCCCGGAGCAAAGUUCCACGUGGCAGAUAAUAUUCCGCAUAUCAGGUAUUUUCUGGCCGUCUUUCUGCAAUUGCAGUUUUUCGAAGGUCUCUGCGAGGCAAAGUACGGGUCACCGCUGCCCAUACCUCUACAUGAAUGCGACCUCUACGGAUCCCGCGAGGCCGGCGACAGGCUCAUGGCGAUGCUGUCUCUGGGCAAGGGCCGCUCGUGGCAGGACGCCCUGGAGGUGAUCACCGGCUCCCGGGAGAUCUCUGCCCAGCCUCUGCUGCGCUACUUCCAGCCGCUCCACGACUGGCUGGAGGAGGAGAACCGGCGCACAGGCCGGCCGGUCGGCUGGGGCGGCCAGUGAGCGCCGACCGCGGCCCCGGUCCCUCCGUCCCCGGUCGUGGCCCAAGUCCCUUCGUCCCCGGUCGGCUGGGGCGGCCAGUGAGCGCCGACCGCGGCCCCGGUCCCUCCGUCCCCGGCACAGGGUCGGGUGCGCUGUGUACCACUACCGUCCUGCAAUUACAACCCGCUCGCUGGAUGACCCUGAGCACCAGGCGCCGAUCUCAGAGACUGCUCUGAUCUAGGAAACCGGACGUGUCAAGUGUCCAUCUCCGACCUCGAUGUUGUCCAUCAAAGACUGGUUGUGAAGUCGCUAUCUGCGACUGCUAUAUGUAUAUGUUUU
This is a messenger RNA of Amphibalanus amphitrite, 2280 nucleotides long. RefSeq names its product angiotensin-converting enzyme-like. NCBI's taxonomy places the organism in Eukaryota, Metazoa, Arthropoda, Thecostraca, Balanomorpha, Balanidae. Gene Ontology annotation, cellular component: plasma membrane. The transcript is spliced from 13 exons. The record is from RefSeq and is a predicted model, not a curated record. Gene Ontology annotation, biological process: proteolysis. Gene Ontology annotation, molecular function: metallopeptidase activity; peptidyl-dipeptidase activity. The coding region runs from base 91 to 1962 and encodes 623 amino acids.